AAUAAUGAGUAUAUAAACCUGCAGGCUGAAAAGGCCUGCUGAAGGCGCCAGCCUAGCUGAAUUCAAUCUCUCGAAGCUGAAACUCUCUCCUGGUUGAUGUUUUCGAGUAGGAAAACGAGAAAACUAACCGCCCGGCGCUUCAGUCACCGCUGUGUUCAUCUAAUUCUCCGUCAGAAUGUGGAGAUUCCGGGACGUGUUUUUGCUUAUUAUGCUUUGCUUAUUGGCGGUUUCAGUUGCUGCUCAAGGAACUAGGAGGGGAGGCAGACAAUGGCAAACACUAAGCGGAAAUGCGCCUUUGGUGAUAGCAAGAGGCGGGUUUUCGGGGGUUUUUCCUUAUUCCAGUGGUUACGCAUAUGAACUCGCUCUGCUAACUGGCUUGCCUAAUUUGCAUAUAUGGUGUGAUGUUCAGUUGACCAAAGAUGGAGCAGGAAUCUGCUUUCCAGAUAUCAGGCUACAAAAUGCUUCUGAUAUAAAAUAUGUUUAUGGAAACAAGAGCAACACCUACACUAUAGAUGGAAAGCAAGAGCAAGGAUGGUUUUCUGUGGAUUUCACCCUUAAGGACCUAAAACUCGUGAAUAUGAAUCAAGGGAUUCAUAAUCGAGUGCCACAUUUUGAUGGGAAUAAUCUGCCAAUUCUUACUGUUGAUGAUGUAGUUAGACUAACAAAACCACCUGGGUUAUGGUUAAAUAUUCCGCAUGAUGCAUUUUUCAGCCAACAUAACCUGAGUAUGAGAAGCUUCAUUAUUUCUGCAUCGAGGCGCAUGAUUGUUAAUUAUAUAUCAUCACCUGAAGUGGGCUUCCUCCGCAGUAUCGUAUCACGAUUCAGAACAGGCCCGACAAAGCUUGUGUUCCAAUUCUUGGGACCUGAUGAUGUGGAGCCUUUGACCAACCAAACAUAUAGGUUACUUAUGAAGAAUCUUACAUUUAUCAAAACCUUUGCUACCGGAAUUAUUGUCCCCAAAAGUUACAUAUGGCCUGUGGACAACAGCCUAUAUUUACAUAAUUACACCUCUCUUGUACUUGAUUCUCAUGAAGCGGGUUUAGAAGUUUUUGCAUCCGAUUUUGCAAAUGACGCAUCUUUGCCGUAUAACUACAGCUAUGAUCCUGUGGUUGAGUAUCUUUCUUUUAUUGACAACGGCCAAUUUUCUGUUGAUGGUGUGCUGUCUGACUUCCCAAUAACUGCAUCUGCAACCAUAGAUUGCUUCUCACACAUGGGCAAAAAUGACACUGUGCAAGCAAAACUAUUGAUUAUAUCUUCUGAGGGAGCAAGUGGCGACUAUCCUGGUUGUACUGACGAGGCGUAUGCUAAAGCUGUAUCAGAUGGCGUAGACAUACUUGAUUGCCCUGUUCAAAUGACAAAUGAUGGAAUACCCUUUUGCCUGGGAUCUAUCGACCUCAAAGAAAAAACAAAUACUGGUGAAUCAAUUUUCACCAACCUCUCGACAACUAAUUCGGACCUUAACAUUAUAGAUGGAAUUUUAGCCUAUAAUCUUACAUGGAGCCAAAUUCAGACAUUGAAGCCUGCUAUUUCCAAUCCAUAUUCGAUAUAUUCAAUGUUCAGAAAUCCAGCAGCCAAACAUGUUGGGAACUUAAUGCAGUUAUCUGAUUUUUUGGCAUUUGCACAUAAUGCAUCUUCAAUAUCUGGAGUCUUGAUCAGCAUAGAGCUUCAGCUAACAAUUCAGAUCAAAACGUGGACUGUUAAGACAGAUGUGCAUGAUCUGAACGCUGCAUACUUAGCUGAAAAACAGGGACUAGGCGUAGCUGAUGCAGUUUUGGAUGCUCUAAGCAAAGCUGGUUAUAAUAAUCAGACUGCCAAAAGGAUCAUGAUUACAUCCAGCGAUAGUGCAGUACUUUCCAAGUUUAAGAGCACCAGCAAUUAUGAGCUCGUCUACCUAAUUGAUGAGAUUAUUAGCGACAUCUUGAACACAACCAUUUUGGAGAUAAGAAAAUUUGCUAGCUCUGUUGUCAUCCGUAAAGCAUCCAUUUUUCCUUCUGAUGAUGCAUUUAUCACUGGUAAAACAUCUAUCAUCCCAAAGAUAAAAGCCUUUGAUCUCCCAGUCUAUGUGAAAUUGUUCCGAAAUGAGUUUCGAUCUCAACCAUAUGACUUCUUCUCCGAUGCGUAUGUGGAGAUUAAUGCUCAUUACUUUGCGGGAAUUGAUGGUGUCAUAACAGAUUAUCCUGCAACAGCUGCUAGAUUCAAAAGGAACCGUUGUCUAGGAUAUAAAGAUACACCACCAUACAUGAUGCCUUUGCAAGCUCGGCUUCUUAUUGAUUUAAUCUCGCCAACAUACCUACCCCCGGCAGAGGCUCCAAGCCCAAUCCUCACGGACAACGAUGUGGCAGAGCCUCCUUUGCCCCCUGUCACCGGAAGGCCUUCAACUGUGAACACCGGUAGUGGCUCAACAGCACCAGGUCCAACUCCACGAAACGGGCAGCCUGCACUUUUUGCAAGCACCAUCCUCCAUGUUCUUGCCAUUUUACUCUCAACUCUUAUAUGCGGAGGUCAGAAUAUCAAUACCUUGUACACCAUCUUGUAAUGUUUAUAAUCUUGUGAUGGACCUUACUCAAUAUCUAUAACGAAGUCUGAGACUACCUAGCCAGUUCAGAUUCCACAUCGGAGAACCUGAGAAAUUGUUUUCUCGGACGACCUUGUAUGUAUUUUAUGUAUAUCCAAUCUAUUAUAGUGUGAUUUUAUUA
This is a messenger RNA of Sesamum indicum (sesame), 2696 nucleotides long. It is a transcript of the gene SVL1, whose product is annotated as SHV3-like 1. NCBI's taxonomy places the organism in Eukaryota, Viridiplantae, Streptophyta, Magnoliopsida, Lamiales, Pedaliaceae. Gene Ontology annotation, molecular function: glycerophosphodiester phosphodiesterase activity. Gene Ontology annotation, biological process: lipid metabolic process. The record is from RefSeq and is a predicted model, not a curated record.